AUGAAUCCUCCCCGAGCAAGGGCGGUCGCUCACCUGGAGGCCCCGAAGGUGCAGCUGUACACCCGCACGGACGCCGUGCUCGGGCAGGAGAACGUCCUCAACUGCUUCGUCAGCGGGUUCCACCCUCCUCAGAUCGAGGUGUCCCUGCUGCGGAACGGGGAGCCCCUGAGCGGCGUCAAGUACGCGGACAUGUCCUUCAACGACAAGUGGCACUUCGAGCGCCUGGUCUACGUGCCCUUCACCCCCCGGAAGGGUGACCUGUACACCUGCAAGGUGGCCCAUUCCACCUUCAGGGAGCCGCAGAUCUUCCGGCUGGAGGCAGACUUCUGA
This is a messenger RNA of Chaetura pelagica (chimney swift), 330 nucleotides long. It is a transcript of the gene B2M, whose product is annotated as beta-2-microglobulin. Gene Ontology annotation, molecular function: MHC class II protein complex binding. Gene Ontology annotation, cellular component: MHC class II protein complex. The transcript is spliced from 3 exons. Lineage: Eukaryota; Metazoa; Chordata; Aves; Apodiformes; Apodidae. Gene Ontology annotation, biological process: antigen processing and presentation of exogenous peptide antigen via MHC class II; positive regulation of T cell activation; peptide antigen assembly with MHC class II protein complex. The record is from RefSeq and is a predicted model, not a curated record. The coding region runs from base 1 to 330 and encodes 109 amino acids.